This is a messenger RNA of Cuscuta campestris, 2224 nucleotides long. The record is from the annotation of a GenBank genome assembly. Lineage: Eukaryota; Viridiplantae; Streptophyta; Magnoliopsida; Solanales; Convolvulaceae.
AAGAACAUGUUGGAGUUCUUCUCCCCCUAAAGGAUGAGCCACAUCUUUGAGGACUUCUCAUACCCGGGUAGACAGUUAUCGAGAAGAGGAAUUAAACUUGAAUCUACUCCCCUUGGUUGGAUUUUUUCUCAUAGAGAUUGUGCGAUGUGGCUUGGGAACUUGCUCAUUUUAGCUGUUGGACCACACUAACCCACUCAACACACACAUAUAUAUACACGUGAAAGAAAAUUAGGGAAUAGUGUCGUAGCCAUGAAUUGGGGGCAACCAGCUGCUACUAUAUGCUUUCUUCUCAUUAUUGUUACCCUUCUUCAACUCGCCCAAGCAGAAGUUCUUCGUCAUACCUUCAUCGUAGAAGAAGCAGAGUAUACAAGGCUUUGCAGCAGCAAGAAAAUCUUGACGGUGAACGGAAGCUUCCCAGGCCCAACUCUAUAUGCCCACAGAGGGGACACCAUUAUUGUCCGAGUCUUCAACAAUGGAAACCAAAACAUAACCCUUCACUGGCACGGGGUGAAACAGCCUAGGAAUCCAUGGUCAGAUGGCCCAGAAUUUAUCACCCAGUGUCCAAUCCAGCCGGGCAGGAAUUUCACCCAGACACUUUUACUGUCCGACGAAGAGGGAACGAUAUGGUGGCACGCUCAUAGCGACUGGUCACGCGCCACCGUUCACGGCGCCAUUAUCGUCUAUCCCGCCAACGGAACUGAUCACUAUCCCUAUGCAAAACCGGAUGUGGAAGUUCCCAUCAUUUUAGGAGAGUGGUGGAAGUCAGACAUACAAGAAGUGGUAAAAGAGUUCGAAGCAACGGGUGGAAAUCCAAAUGUAUCGGAUGCUUUUCUAAUCAAUGGUCAACCCGGGGUUCGAUAUCCUUGCUCACAAAAUGACACAUUCAGGUUGACAGUGGAGAGGAGAAAAACAUAUCUGCUCCGAAUGGUGAACGCCGUGAUGAACAACAUCAUGUUCUUCUCCAUCGCCAACCACCAGUUCACGGUGGUCGGAACUGACGGCAGCUACACCAAGCCAUUCAAAGCUGACUACGCCGUCAUAUCCCCCGGCCAGACCCUCGACCUCCUCCUCCAACCCAACCAAGCCUCCGAUCAUUAUUACAUGGCCGCCCGCGCCCUGAACACCGACUCCAGGGUCAAAUACGACAGCACCGUAGCCACCGGCAUCCUCCAGUACUCCGGCAACUACACCCCGUCCGCGGCCCUGUCCUUCCCCGUUCUCCCCGACACCACCAACGACGCAGCUUCCGUCAACUUCACCCGGAGGCUGCGAAGCCUGGCCGACAGAAACCACCCGAUCGACGUGCCGAUGCACGUCACGACAAAGCUCUUCUUCACCGUCUCCAUCAACACCCGGCCGUGCGACAGGGCGUCGUGCGUGGGGCCCAACAACACGAUGUUCCUCGCCAGCGUGAACAACAACAGCUUCAUCCUCCCGGGGAUCGACAUCCUCGACGCGUACUACUCCAGCAUUGCCGGAGUGUACUCGGAGGACUUCCCGCGGGUCCCGCCGCUGGCAUUCAAUUUCACGGGAGACAACCUGCCGCUCAACCUGCAGGUGCCGGAGAGGAACAAGACGGCGAAGGUGGUGGUGCUGGAGUACGGGUCGACGGUGGAGCUUGUGUUCCAGGGGACGAAUUUGGUGGCGGCUAUAGACCAUCCCAUGCACCUGCAUGGGUUUAGCUUUUACGUGGUGGGGUCGGAUGUGGGGAAUUUCGACAAAGAUAAAGAUCCGUUGACCAAGUACAACCUGGUGGAUCCUCCCUUGAUGAACACCAUCGCUGUUCCCAGAAACGCUUGGACCGCCAUUAGAUUCAAAGCCGACAAUCCCGGGGUGUGGUUUAUGCAUUGUCAUCUGGAGAGGCACACGACUUGGGGAAUGGAGAUGACUUUCAUUGUUAAAGACGGGAAGAGAUCUAACCAGAAAAUGUUGCCUCCUCCUCCAGAUAUGCCCUUGUGCUAAUAAAUAAAUAAAUAAAUAAUAAUAAUAAUACUCAUUAUUAAAGGAUCGGAGUAUUUGUUAGGUUUUCGGAAAUAAUUCCGAAAUAGACGAUUAUUAAAUAAUUGGCGUGGGAAAUUAAGGAUUUUGUUUCUUAAUUAAAAGCUUGAAUUAUUAAGUGAUUUGCUGUACUCCGUAUUACUAUAUGUGUAUGGAUGCAUUUCUGAGGUAGUAAUUUGUUUUGUUUUAUUUUUGAUGCAUGUAUUACGGAGUCUAUCUUGUAUUG